This is a messenger RNA of Paramecium sonneborni, 1111 nucleotides long. The record is from the annotation of a GenBank genome assembly. Lineage: Eukaryota; Ciliophora; Oligohymenophorea; Peniculida; Parameciidae.
AUGGAAGAUAAUUAAACACAAAUUUAGUUUGAUUAUAUUUCUUUUGUAAAACAACUACCAAACAAUUACCCAUAUGAAUGCAUCGGAUUUUUGGUCUUCCUUUUCUACAUCUUUAUGUACAUAACAGGAAAUACAACAAAUAAGAAACUAGCUUUGAAAUUUGCAUCAACUACAUAUGACUUCUUUAAGAGUAAUUUCACAUAGGUUGGUGUUACAAACAAAGAGAAUGGACCAUUACUUCAAUCGAUUUCAAGUAAUUCUUUUGGGUAAACAAUUUCAUAUUAUCUUAGAUUUAUGGCCUAAGGAAGAAACAAUUUAAAUUGUCUUGCUGUUACAAUUGAUCUUAAGAAAAGAUAAGAUCUAUUAUCUAUGUUAUUCUUUUCCUUUAUCUGGCCUGAAAGAGAUACAAUCACUAUUGAUAUUCCACUAUCUUCCAUUCCAUAACCAAUAUGUUUUGCAUUGGUAAAGAAAAGAGAUGCCAAAUCCUACAAAGAAGCUAAUCUUGAUCUUAAAUAUCUUUGUGAAAAGUUAUCCAUUGAUAAAAUUGAUGAUCAGUAUAUACAUUUAUUUAAUCAUAGUUUAACACUUGUCACAUUAGGUGAAGGUAAAGAACCUCUAACAUCUAUUUUUGAUUCCAAAUUAUGUUCAGCAUUAGGAAAGUAUGAUAAAUACAUCUAAAAUAUUCAUUUUACAGAUUAAAAAACACUUCUACCUAAGUAAUUCAUUUCUCUAUAUUAGUCCAUAUCAUUUAAGAGCUACAUUAAUUAAUAUUGAAUCAAUAGAUGAUUAUACAGAAUUUAUUUCAUUAAUUCUUAUUAUUGUUGAUAAAAUAGCCAAUUAUAAAUUAUCAGCAUCUACCAGACAAUAAUAUGAAGAAGAAAGAGCUAAAUUUGAAGAAAUUAAAUCGAAAGAUGAAAAACAAAAGAAAAUUGAAGUAUUAUUGAUAUCUAUAUUUUAGGAAGCCUAAAAAAAGAAAACCGAAAAAUUAUUAAAGGAAAAAUAAAAAAUUAUGUCCCUUCCUAGAGAAUAAUAAAUCAAAUUAUAAGAUAAAGAAAAGAGAGAUGAAAUUAAAAAAAAAUAUGCAAAAAGAACAAUGUAUAUGUGAGAUAUU